AUGUCUGACACUGGCCUCGAGCGCGAUCCGUCCUUCCUCGACGAAGUAUGGACGCUCUACGCCAUUGGAAUGUUCAUUCUCGUGGCUCGCCUGGGCGUACGCCUGAAGACUGUUGGGUUUCGAGGUCUUCAGGGCGAUGAUCUCUUUGCAUUCAUCGUCAUGAUCAUGUAUACUUGCGAUGCUGCAACUGUACAUCUCGUCUAUUUACUAGGAUCGAACGUGGAAGCAGCCGCAUUUCAGACCAUGCGAACUCUUUCGGAUGAAGAGGUCACCCAAUACACUCUCGGAUCAAAAUUGCAAAUCACAGCGUGGUACUCCUACACAGCACUAUUGUGGGCUCUGAAAGGCACAAUGUUGUGUUUCUUCAAGCGCAUCACUACGGGUCUCUGGCAAUCCCGCCUCGUCAACUGGUUCAUGUGGGCAUGUGGCGUGUCUUACAUUGCCGUAUUCCUCACAAUCACUUUCGGAUGCUUCCCGACUUAUAAGAACUGGCAAGUUGUACCAGACCCAGGACUCAAGUGCACCUUCAGAAUGCAAAACUUUCUGGUUACCGUCGUCCUAAAUGUUCUCACUGACGCUGCUAUCUUGUGCAUCCCACUUCCGCUUCUAUGGCAACUUCAAGUCCCCUUGAAAAAGAAGCUUGUCGUCGGUCUCCUCAUUUGCUCCGGUUUCUUCGUCAUUGCAGCCGCCAUCAUCCGCGUUGUACUCACCCUUGGCGCCAACCCGAGCGGAACCAACAUCAACCGUUGGGGUGUGCGCGAGACCAUCGUCGGUAUCAUCUCUGUCAACAUCCCCAUCCUGCGCCCUCUCUUCAGCAAGAACUUCUGGAGGACAGGGCAGAUCACCACACCGAGCCACGGCAAGUCUACCACGGGCGCCGGGCGCAGCAGAACCCUGCCUGAGGGUCGGGGCCCGUACGAGAUGGCCGGCAGCAUCACCGAGAGCCAGAUGGGCCGCAAGCGCAGGGGUAGCUUUGGCGGCAGCGAGGAGUUCAUCAUCGAUAAGGACGACUUGAACUUCAAGCCCAAGGCAAACGAUGUCGUUGUGCAGACCACUUAUCAGGUCCGGAGUGAGGAGAACGUCAGUGAUGACACGGAUCGCUGGGUUACACAUGGUGCAUCGUCCAAGGUUACGGCGUAUAGAGGCCCUGACGCUGUGUGA
Messenger RNA from Neoarthrinium moseri, 1161 nucleotides. RefSeq lists its product as uncharacterized. The coding region runs from base 1 to 1161 and encodes 386 amino acids. The record is from RefSeq and is a predicted model, not a curated record. The transcript has 9 exons. NCBI's taxonomy places the organism in Eukaryota, Fungi, Ascomycota, Sordariomycetes, Amphisphaeriales, Apiosporaceae.